AUGUUGCGGGUCCUUCAAAUGCUUGAGGUGGUUAAGCGCAGCCUGAUACACUGGAACAAAAAUUCUUUUGGGCGUAUUGAGGACAACAUAAAGUCCCUACAAUGUCGUCUUAGGCAGACACAAGUGAAUAGUGAGGCAGGGGAUGGGUGGGCUUCUAGGGAAGAGGAAUCCAUCCAGAGAGAGCUGGAGCAGGAAUUACACUUGGAAAAGAUCAUGUGGAAGGAAAAGUUCAGAGUCAAGUGGUUGUUAGAUGGCGACAAAAACACACACUUCUUCCAAACUAUUGCCAACAAUAGAUCUAGGAGGAAGCGCAUUGUUGAACUCGAGGUGGUUGGACAAACCUUCUCUACAACCAACAACGUGUUGGAAGCAAUUAGCAGCCAUUUUGAAUGUUUCCUUAAUGAUGAUAGAGCUAGUGGCGAAAUCUCUAAUGAUAUUUGGCAGAGAGAAUUUGUCACGGCGGAGGAGAACUCUUUUCUCUUGGAACCAGUCACCUACGCGGAGGUCAAGGAAGCAGUUAUGUCUCUUGAUAAGGACAGUGCUCCGGGGCCCGAUGGCUUCUCGAAAUGGCUUCUCGAACUUUUUUUAUCAAAUCAUGUGGGAGGAGAUUGGCCAUGA
Molecule: messenger RNA, 618 nt
Organism: Nymphaea colorata (pocket water lily)
Lineage: Eukaryota; Viridiplantae; Streptophyta; Magnoliopsida; Nymphaeales; Nymphaeaceae
Exons: 1
Coding region: 1-618 (205 amino acids)
Source: RefSeq, a predicted model, not a curated record